UGUAAGUCUAUAUACGUAUACGUACGUUAACGAGAAAAUCUACAAUAUUAUAUAACAAACGUAUGUACGAGACCGAUUGCAUACAUAUGUAAAUACCUAUAUGUGAGGGAGAUGAACCUAUGAAAGUAAUUCCUGUAGUUUUAAUGAUCUCCAGCACAGUGCCCUCCCAAUAGCAGCCAUUUCAGCUCUCUCGGUUGUCCUUCUAGCAGUUCUAGCAGCAUGUCAGCUUCCAGCGGUCCUGUCUUCAGACAGCUGGAUGUGUGCUUCUUCCCUAUUGGCUACAGCAACGGUGACUGUAGCUACCAUCCUAUUGGCUGGCCGGCAUGCCCCACUACCACUUUUUGCUCUGCUGGUUGCUGCCCAUACCAUGCUGCCCCUGUCCAAAGUUGUCGCGGGAGCUUUAGCAGCAAUCGUCACAGUGGCGUGCAUGGCCACGUCAAUCGCGUAUAAGAUCAAUACUCAUCCGAACUCGUUCUACUCACAGUUGAUACCAGAGACUGCAAUGCUGAUAGCAGCCAGCUGCACAGGCAUCUACUAUCGCCGAAUGACCGAAGAGGCCCAUCGUAGAACGUUCGUAGGGACGCGGACGUGUAUCGAAUCAAGGGUGAAGCUGGAAUGCGAAAAGGAGCAGCAAGAACAGCUGCUGCUUAGUGUCAUCCCAGCUUACAUCGCAGCUGAGGUAAAACGCAGUAUUAUGUUAAAGAUGGCGGACGCAUGUCAGCAGGAACAGUCUAACCGUAGUUUCCAUGAAAUGUAUGUCCAGCGUCACAACAACGUGUCAAUCCUCUACGCAGACAUCGUGAACUUCACUCCACUGUCCGAGCAGCUUUCAGCUUCUGAUCUGGUGAAGACGCUCAACGAACUUUUUGGAAGAUUUGACCAAAUAGCACAGGACAAUCAGUGCAUGAGGAUUAAGAUCCUGGGCGACUGUUAUUACUGCGUUUCCGGUCUACCUGUGUCUCGUCCAAAUCACGCCUACAACUGCGUAAACAUGGGUCUGCAGAUGAUAGAAGCUAUUAGGUUUGUGAGAGAAGCGACAGGAUUCAAUGUGGACAUGAGAAUUGGAAUUCAUACAGGCAACGUAUUGUGCGGUGUACUGGGUUUGAGAAAGUGGCAAUUCGACGUUUGGAGUGACGAUGUCACUCUAGCCAAUCAUAUGGAAUCUGGAGGCAUUGCCGGCCACCAUUCAACGGAACCGGUUGCAUCAGCUGUCAACCAUAAGUUCACCGGAUCCAUCAGUGAUGGAAUCUACUGGUGAAUUAAAGAAUAUGCCUUAUAUUUGUUGGCGUUAGUAAAUUGACAGCUAGCUUUGUCGCUUGGGAAAUUCGAUUACCUUAUUAGUGGUGCCACCUACACGUUCCGCGGGUGGAACCGCAUUGCAAAAAGCUGGUCAAGGAUACCGAGACGUCAUCAGGACCCGGAGAUGUGAUUCUUAUUGUCGU
Messenger RNA from Acanthoscelides obtectus, 1442 nucleotides. The record is from the annotation of a GenBank genome assembly. Lineage: Eukaryota; Metazoa; Arthropoda; Insecta; Coleoptera; Chrysomelidae.